AUGGCCGCUCCAAACAUACUGCUCAGCACUGGUUUUUGCACCAGCAAACAGUAUCUGGAAGCGCAGUGGCACACAUGUCUGCAGACGCUCGAGGGCCACGGCGACCGGGUCAGCUCGGUCGCGUUCUCGCCCGCCUCGCGGCUCGUGGCGUCGGGCUCAGACGACAGGACGGUCCGGCUCUGGUCGGCCGAGACGGGGGCGCUGCAGCAGACGCUCGAGGGCUUCCCAUUGCUACGCGAGGCAGUCCCUAUAAGAGACAGUGUAAGAAGACCAUCCUGCGAUGACCCUUGA
Anthostomella pinea is the source of this 291-nucleotide messenger RNA. NCBI's taxonomy places the organism in Eukaryota, Fungi, Ascomycota, Sordariomycetes, Xylariales, Xylariaceae. The record is from the annotation of a GenBank genome assembly.